Messenger RNA from Eriocheir sinensis (Chinese mitten crab), 1723 nucleotides. RefSeq names its product endocuticle structural glycoprotein SgAbd-1-like. The coding region runs from base 132 to 866 and encodes 244 amino acids. Gene Ontology annotation, molecular function: structural constituent of chitin-based larval cuticle. NCBI's taxonomy places the organism in Eukaryota, Metazoa, Arthropoda, Malacostraca, Decapoda, Varunidae. Gene Ontology annotation, cellular component: chitin-based extracellular matrix. The record is from RefSeq and is a predicted model, not a curated record. The transcript has 3 exons.
UCCCCUACACCCCUCCUGCCUGCCUACCCGCCUACCCACCUGCCUUCACCUUGGGACUGCGAGGGUGGAGUGAGUGUGUUCAGCUAUAUAAAGAGACACGUGGGGCGCCGCUCACCACUCUCUUAGGAAACAUGGCCAUCAGGGUCUUCUCCCUCCUCCUGGUCCUCGCCGCGGGGUGCCUGGCGCGGCCCCAUAUCCCUUCCCCAGGCAGCGCACCCGGGGGAUUCGUCAGCUCCUACAGACCCCAGCGGCCCCAGCAACUCGGCCCCUUCCGCCCCGGGCCCGGCAGCGCCCCUGGAGGCAUCGUCAGCUCCUUCAGACCACAAAUCCCCAGCGAUCCGUUCCCUGGAAGCGCCCCUGGAGGCAUUGUCAGCUCCUUCAGACCCCCGAGACCCCCCAGUGAUCCGCUCCCUGGAAGCGCCCCUGGAGGCAUCGUCAGCUCCUUCAGACCCCCGAGACCCCCUAGGCCAUUCAGACCCACCGGACCUACUGGCUCGGGGCUCAGGCCGGGCGUGACCCCAGACUACCGCCCAACCGGCCCCAUAAUUCCCAUCCUGGUGGACGAGCGGGACGGCCCCCACGCGGACGGCUCCUACAGCUUCAACUUCGAGACUGGCAACGGCAUCUCGCGGUAUGAACAGGGCUACCCGCAGGGACCCGAGGGCGCCGUGGUGUCCCAGGGCGGCUGGUCCUUCACCUUCCCCGACGGCACACCUGCUGUCUUCUCCUUCGUGGCGGACGAGAACGGGUACCGCGUCGAGUCCCCGCUGCUGCCCACGCCGCCGCCGCUCCCCGCCCACGCCAUCGCCCAGAUCGAGUUCGCCCGGCAGCAGAAGGCGCAGCAGGGACAGUCCUAUCGCCCCUAAAGACCUCCUACUGAUCCUCCUCCUCCUCCUCCAGCCAAUUCUUCUUCUUCUUCUUCCUGCGCCUUCAAGAAUAUAUUAUCCUCCUUCUUCAGUGUUUUCCUUCUUGUCGUUCCUUAAUUUUCCUCUUUUGAUUCUUCCUUCGUCUUCUUUUUCUUCCCUCACUUCUCUCUUUCUCUCCUCUUUUCUCUCCUCCUCUUUUCCUCUUUCCUUCUUUCCUCCUGGUUAUCCCCAUUCGUUUUUCUUCCUUCUUUCCCCUUUCUUUUCUUCUCUCUAUCCUCCUUUCCCCUUUCUUUCAUCCUAUCUGUAUCUAUUCCUCUUUCUUUCCUGCAUAUUUCAUCCUUUCCUCUUUUUCUUCCUCUCCUCCUUUCUCUCUUCCCUUCUUUUUUCAUCCUUUCCUCUUUUUCUUCCGUUCCUUCUUCCAUUCUUCCUCCUUUUUUCUUCCGUUCCUUCUUCCUUUCCUCCUUCCUUCUUUCUUUCAUUCUUCUUCCCCUUCCCCCCCCCGCCCCCCCCCAUCCGACAAUCGUUACCACAUCGUCACAGCUCCACCACAACACCGUCACGAUUCCGUCACGACUAAAAAAAUACUUACACGUGUACGUCAAACUAUCGUGUACGUGUGUGUGGGUGUGUGCAUUUGUGUACGUACCGCUUAUUAUUAUUACUUUUUUUUUGUCUUAGGGAAUGUGCGUGUAGAUAGCUAAAGGUUUACAUGUGUGCGUUUCCCUUCCUCUGUCAUGUGCGUAUCGGUUAUUCUGUGUACGCGUAUCAUGUGCGUGUGUAUAUCCAUGUACGCAAGGAUAAUAUAUAAGUGCGUUAGGAUGUGUGUUUGUGUGUGUGUGUGUGUGUGUGUGUGUGUG